Prorocentrum cordatum is the source of this 2477-nucleotide messenger RNA. NCBI's taxonomy places the organism in Eukaryota, Dinophyceae, Prorocentrales, Prorocentraceae. The record is from the annotation of a GenBank genome assembly.
AUGUGGGCUGCCGUGGCAGCGACAGUCGCACUGGAGCCCGAACCGCCCGAAGAGGACCCGUGGGGCUCGGUGGCGGCCAUCGACGCAGCCAGCUUGGCCCCAGCAGAUGCAUCAGCCGCCGCCGAGCCGAACAUGUUGUUGAAUGCGCUGGACGACACUCUGGCACCCCAGCCGACACAGAAAAGAUCGAGAACAGGUCGUCCAGCGUCGUGGGUGCGUUCCGUAUCAGAUGACUUGGAUUCACAAUCAGUGGAGUUGGACUCGCCACCAAGGCCCACGGAGUCUGAUUCUCAUGCGCCCGCGGCAGAACUGGUGACCAGAGACACGGGUGUGAUCGUGAGGGGCUGGGAUAAGAGCAUGCCAGUUUCUGUUGUAUCCCUUGCGCCGCCCAGCCCAUUAUCACUUCACCUUGAGUCGUGCGUCGCAAUGGGGAUGUCACCUGGUGCUGUGCAGCGUCCUAUCAUCCUGGAUGUGGCUCGACAUUGGUGCAUGUCCUCUGGGCUCGUGCUGAACUGGUCUCAGAUCGCCAGGCAGACAGGCCACGACCGCCAGGUCCUGCAGAAAGCGCUUCACCGCUUUGCUGAGGCGUAUUUCUUGUGCCAGGUUCAGUUGCGGAAGAAGCUCGAGGGCGCCCUGGUGGAGUCGCUCGGCAGAGAACGGUGCCUGCUGUACGUCGACACGUCACGCUACGACGAGACCCCCAUGAAGACGACGCUGAGGGGAGAUGCUGCUGCAGGAUCCGCAAGCGAUGUCAAUCUCCACGCUCAUGUCCCCCUGCCGUUUGGCAGGGCACUGCGGCUCAUGCGCGCCCUCGCUGCUCACGAACGAAGUGCUGCGAUGGUCACGAAGCUCAUGCAGAUUGACCAAGCAGUGUGGUUGCUCGUCAAUGUUGGCGAUAUCCCAGUGCGGCUGUAUCUGAAUACGGUGUGCCCCCUGCAGCCGAUGGAGUCGACGGCUGCGCCAGUGUGCAAGAACGCAGUGCUACGGAGUUGCGCGGUGUCCACAUACAGCGACGGCUUCAAACAACGGAUGCGCUUCUGCUGCUCUGACUCCGCGAAGCCCAACAUCGUCGUGGAGAACAGCAUCGCGUCUGACCGACAUGGAUGGGAGUCCCUGCGCUUGUUCUGCGAAGUUCACGUGACAGCAGGUAUCCACAGCAAGACGUCUGAGAGUCUCAUGCCUCGCACGAUUUCGUCUGUGAUUCACGCAUCCCUUUCCUUGCAGCUCAGCGGCUAUUUGAAUCAUUUUAGGAAGUGCUCGAGGCACGUGAUCAAGUCCAGGAUCAAGCUCGUCCCCGAGGGGCUGCCAGAUGACGCUGUUAAGUACAAGAGAUCUGUCAUCAAGAUGAAUCGAGAUUACGUCGAGGUAUGCGUGCCGCACGGGCUUGUGACCGACAUCGACGUAGCUGCAGUGGCAAGCGUCAUCGAGAACGGUAUCAGUUUCGCUCUGGUGAGCGCGAAGCCUAGCGUGUGGCCGAGGCAUCGGUGGACGGGCUCAGAGAUCGCAAUUGAUUUUUGGGGGCGCCUCGAAGCAAUGCACGGGCUGGCGUCUGCGACGUAUCCUUUGUUUUCUCGAACCCUCGGCAAAGAAUUACCUCCCGCGGGCCCUAUUGGCGGGGCGGUGGGCGCCGAUGGUGCUGCUGGCGUGUUGGACGACGGCGGGGUCGAUGAUGUCGCGCACGUCCAUCGCGGGCCAGAUGCGGAGGUGCCCGCCGACGCUGCUCCAGCUGACCGACAUGAGGUCGUCGACAACACUGGCCGCGCUGACUCGGAGCCGAGCUUCGCAGGGAAGAACGCCAAGGACAGGAAGUUGACGCUCGAAUUGUUGUCCAGAGAUCCCUUGCCUGACCUGGUGUUGUUGAGGUGCGCGCUCAAUCCCAUCAUGCGCAUGCUCCACGACCAGCUGGACAUGGCUAGCCUGCGCUGGGAGCUCAGCCAGAGGGCGGCCGUGGCGAGGUCGCAUCAGAUGGGGCGCCUUCCAGGACUAGGCGCUAGGGACUGCAGGAUCGUCACCGCGUGCGAGCUCAUACUGGAGGAAAAUUUCUUCAAAGAGCUCCAGACGAUCUGGCUUGGGCCGCAUCGCUGGCGUUCGUUUCCAGAGAGGUGCUACACAGAGGAGUUCAACUGUCUGGCGUUCCGCCUGCUCGCGCGGGAAGGCGCGCUGGUGGAGCAGCUCCACGUGUCGAACCACUCCCUCUUCCACUUCAGAGUCUUCGGGCUGCUCGUGGACCUCUGGGGGGUGCUGCUCGCCCUCGCCAUGCUCAUUCAGGUGGGCACCACCUGCGUGGAGGCGAAGCGCGCUGCCGUCCGACGCCAGCUGGAGCAGAGGUCAACCCACACACGCACGCUCAACAUCGAGGACGCCUCCGCCGAGUGGCUGAUGCAGCAGGCUCGCACUCUUCAGAGGACGCGACCUUGGUCUGGCCAGCACCGCCAUGAGACCAGUGCGAGCGAGCAGGACAGGGAUGCGAGAAUCGG